ACCAUGGUAGACGAAGCAACAAAAUCAACUUUAGCCAAAAUUCCUCUGUUAAAAACCAAAGCCGGACCACGAGAAUACCAAGCAUUAAUACAGUAUGUACAAAACAACAAAGAAAGUGAUAAUGACUGGUUUAGGCUGGAGUCCAAUAAAGAAGGAACUAGGUGGUUUGGCAAAUGCUGGUACAUUCAUGAGUUACUCAAAUAUGAAUUCGACAUUGAAUUUGAUAUUCCAGUGACAUACCCUACAACUUCUCCUGAAAUAGCUAUUCCAGAGCUAGAUGGAAAAAUUGCAAAAAUGUACAGGGGAGGCAGAAUCUGUCUAACAGAUCAUUUUAAACCUUUAUGGGCACGUGAUGUUCCUAGAUUUGGUAUUGCACAUGCUAUGGCCCUUGGGCUUGGACCAUGGCUGGCUGUGGAGAUACCUGAUCUAAUACAAAAGGGAUUUACAGCACACAAAAGUAUACUUCAAGAUCAACCUGCUUUAAGUUGA
This is a messenger RNA of Physella acuta, 489 nucleotides long. RefSeq names its product ubiquitin-fold modifier-conjugating enzyme 1-like. NCBI's taxonomy places the organism in Eukaryota, Metazoa, Mollusca, Gastropoda, Physidae. The record is from RefSeq and is a predicted model, not a curated record. Gene Ontology annotation, molecular function: UFM1 conjugating enzyme activity. Gene Ontology annotation, biological process: protein K69-linked ufmylation. Gene Ontology annotation, cellular component: cytoplasm.